GGAGGAGGAGCCUGAGAACAGGGAGCGGUCAGACUCUAUUUUCACUUGGAUGAGCAGAAAGAAGAAAAGUGAGCAGACUGAAGAUGAGUGGUUAUGAGGAGGAAGAGGACAGAGCAGAGUCUCCAGGGUUCAGCUGUGUGUCUCUGAAGAGUGACUGGUCCAAACAUGUUCCUCCAGAGUUCAGUAAAGAACCUGGACCCUCACACACAGAAGGUCAGGACCACAGACUGAGAGCAGAGUCUCCAGGGUCCAGCUGUCUGUCUCUCAAUAGUGACUGGUCCAUGAGUCUUCCUCCACUCUUCAGUAAAGAACCUGGACCCUCACACACUGACGAGAGGAAGAGGAGUCAUGUUUCUGAGGAGGAGCAGUCGUCCUGCUGUGCUUCGUGUCAGGACGUCCUGAAGGAUCCAGUCUCCACCAGCUGUGGACACUGGUUCUGCCAACAGUGCAUCACCUCAUACUGGGACCAGUCUGGUUCUUCAGGAGACUCCUCCUGUCCCCAGUGUGGACAAAGAUCCAGAACAGGAGCUGGAGCUCAGACAGCCGAUCGUGGUCUUCAGGAGGUUUUAGAUGAACAUAAGCUCAGUCUGAGGAGGAGAUGUGAACAUGUGACUGAAGGAUCUGAUGAAACAGGAAGUAGAACCCUCCUCAACAGGAUCUACACUGAGCUCUACAUCACAGAGGGACAGAGUGAAGAGGUUAAUACUCAACAUGAGGUGAGGCAGCUUGAGACGGCUUCCAAGAAGAAGAUCCUCCAGGACACUCCCAUCAAGGUCCACGACAUCUUUAAAGCCUCCACUGACCAGCAGAGCAGCAUCAGAGUCGUCCUGACCAACGGCGUCGCUGGCGUUGGAAAAACCUUCUCGGUGCAGAAGUUCACUCUGGACUGGGCAGAGGGUUUAGAGAACCAGGAUGUGGGUCUGCUGGCUGUGCUUUCGUUCAGGGAGCUGAACCUGGUGAAGGACCAGCAGCACAGUCUUCUCACGCUGCUCCAUGUUUUCCAUCCAGCGUUACAGAAGCUCACUGCAGAGACGCUCGCUGUCUGUAAACCUUUGUUCAUCUUUGACGGCCUGGAUGAAAGCAGACCUUCUCUGGACUUCAACCACAGGGAGCUUGUGUCUGAGGUCACACAGAGGUCAUCAGUCAACGUGCUGCUGACAAACCUCAUCCGGGGGAAUCUGCUUCCCUCGGCUCUCGUCUGGAUAACCUCCAGACCUGCCGCGGCCAAUCAGAUCCCUCCUUCAUGUGUUGACAGGGUCACAGAAGUACGAGGCUUCACUGAGGCCCAGAAGGAGGAGUACUUCAGGAGGAGAUUCAGUGAUGAAGAGCUGUGCAGCAGAAUCAUCUCACACAUCAAGACGUCCAGGAGCCUCCACAUCAUGUGUCAAAUCCCAGUCUUCUGCUGGAUCAGUGCUACAGUUCUGGAGCAAAUGUUGACCACAGAGCAGAGAGGAGAGCUGCCCAAGACCCUGACUGACCUGUACUCACACUUCCUGCUGGUUCAGACAAAGAGGAAGAACAACAAGUACGGUGAGGGACAUGAGACGACUCCACAGCAGCUGACGGAGGCUGACAGGGACGUUCUCCUGAAGCUGGGGAGGCUGGCACUUAAACAUCUGGAGGAAGGAAACAUCAUGUUCUACCAAGAAGACCUGGAGCAGUGUGGUCUUAAUGUCACAGAGGCCUCAGUGUACUCAGGAGUUUGUACUGAGAUCUUCAGAAGAGAGUGUGUGAUCUUCCAGAAAUCAGUCUACUGCUUUGUUCAUCUGAGUGUUCAGGAGUUUCUGGCUGCAGUCUACAUGUUCCACUGUUACACCAAGAGGAACACAGAAGAACUCAACAACGUCUUGGGAACAUAUUGGAACACAUACAGUACCUUCUCCCUGGAUGACCUCCUGAAGAGAACCAUGAAGAAAUCCCUCACCAGUACAAAUGGUCAUCUGGACCUGUUUGUUCGCUUCCUUCACGGCCUCAGUCUGGAGUCCAACCAGAGAGUCUUAGGAGGCCUGCUGGAUCGGACAGAGAACAAUCCAAAGAUCAUCCAGAGAGUCUUAGGAGGCCUGCUGGGUCGGACAGAGAACAAUCCAAAGAUUAUCCAGAGAGUCAUCAACAACCUGAAGGAGAUGCAGAGUGAUGACAUUUCUCCUGACAGAAGCAUCAACAUCUUCCACUGUCUGAUUGAGAUGAACGACCACUCAGUUCAUCAGCAGAUGAAACAGUUCCUGACGUCAGAGAACAAAUCAAAGGAGAAACUCUCUGAGAUCCACUGUUCAGCUCUGGCCUACAUGCUGCAGAUGUCAGAGGAGGUUCUGGAUGAGUUGGACCUGAAGAAGUUCAAAACAUCAUUUCAGGGUCGAUGGAGACUGAUCCCAGCUGUGAGGAACUGCAGGAAGGCUCGAUUCAGUGGUUUUGAACUCUCAAAGAUUCACUGUGGAGUCGUGGCCUCAGCUCUGAAGUCAGACCCCUCACAUCUGAGAGAACUGGAUCUGAGUGUAAACUCGCUGCUGGAUUCAGGAGUGAAGCUGCUGUGUUCUGGACUGGAGAGUCCAAACUGUCGACUGGAGACCCUGAGGUUGUGGACGUGCAGUCUAACAGAGAUCAGCUGUUCUUCUCUGGCUUCAGCUCUGAGGUCAAACCCCUCUUAUCUGAGAGAACUGGAUCUGAGUAACAACAACCUGCAGGACUCAGGAGUGAAGGAGCUGUGUGGUUUUCUACAGAGUCCAACCUGUCGACUGGAGACUCUGAGGUUGAUUUGCUGCAGACUGUCAGAGAUCAGCUGUUGUUCUCUGGCUUCAGCUCUGAGGUCAAACCCCUCUCAUCUGAGAGAACUGGAUCUGAGAGACAACAACCUGCAGGACUCAGGAGUGAAGGAGCUGCUUGAUCUGGAGCAGAGUUCAACCUGUCAACUGGAGACUCUGAGGUGGUGAUCUUGGUGAAGGUGAGUGUGAAGAGGACAUUGUGUGUGGACGGAGGCUGAGGUGUGUCCUGAGUAUCCCGAGGCUGCAGCAGCUUGUAUAGAAUACAAUGAUGUCAAAGUCACUAUCAUUUUCUAUUCUACUGUCUGGACCUGGUAUUUGUGAACCACAAUUCGGCCUACAUGUGUAGUCCAAUCCUGGAGCACAUGUUCUUUGUUCUGUAGACAAACCAGAGCCUCCAGAACUCAGUCUCCCAGCAUCAACGACACACAGAGUUGUGAAAACUGACGGGGACAUAUGUUUGAACCACUAUAGGUCACUCUGGGCGCCAUGACCCAUGAGGUCACCAGGCAAAUAUAAGCCCAGUUCUCUCCCCCCUUCUUUCUCUUCAUGCGCAACCCUCUGAGGGAAACCUCCUCCCAAUCCAAGCUCUACCAACCUUCAAGCAGUCCUGACUGGAGCAGGCUGCUAAAACCAUCCAAAAGGCAGUGACGCAAAAGCCUUCCUAAGAACAGUACAAGCGCUACAUCGCACAGCAGAACCACAACAGGAGCCGCAACACAACAAGACGAUUUUGAUGGACUUCGAACAGCACAUCAACCUUUUUUCCCCUUUCAACAAAACUGGGCUUAAUAAUUAUACUAGGCUAAGAAAAGACUGUUUCUCCGAAUGAUGUGUAUAAGUUUGAGUUGCUGUGAUAUUUUGGCUAUAAUUGUUUUGAAAGUUAAUGUUAGUUAUGCUCUUCACAGUCUUUCUUUGCAAGCAACUUUCUCUAACCUAAUAUUUUGGUUAUAAGUUAUUUGAAAGUUAAUGUUAGUAAGGUUAUGCUCUUCACAGCCUUCGUCAUGCAUCUAGUAACUUUCUCUAAUUUGGCACCAACAUACUAUUGGGGACGUUUUAUUUCCCUCAUAAGGACCAGCCGCCAUUUUUAAGGCAAACUCACUCACACAGACACAUAGGCACACACAAACAGGCAUGCAUACUCGCAUACACAUAUUCUUGACGACUCUGAGGCCUGUAGUCUACAUCCAGCAUCUGCAGCCUGCAGGGGGCGCACAGGGAUUACAUUUAAAUUUACUGUUGAGAAAAUACGAAUAUUAGUAAGGAAGUUCUUACAGGAACACACUGAACUCUACAUGUCUCUGGAUAACUGCAGCAGGACUGAGUAUGAUCAGGCAGCUGGGGAGGUGAUAGCAUUACAAAAUAUCCGGGACUCUUUGUUCAAGAAUGUUGUGAAACUUUUGAAAUAGGGGUAACCCCAAGAUUUAUACAGGUUAUCGUCAACAAUUUGGCACCACUUUCGUACAAUCCUUUUGGGUAGUUUUUGUAGUAACUUGUGGUUUUCUUCACAAUCAUUCAAGAUGGUCAAACCCCUGACAUGUGGGAUUGCUUCUGCACAACCUUGGAGAAAGUCUGUAAAUUCUUUCAGUGCUUAAGAAUCAGUUGCUUGUAUCAAUCUUGUAUCGAAAGGCCUUUUGAACAAGGAAUGGGUUGCCACAUCUCAGAUGUAGGACUUUCAAGGCGCCUGUAUAUGCAUCCUCCAAGUUCCUGUAGAAGAACCCUUCCACCAUGUGGAGGUGAGAGGGCUGGAAGAGCACCAUCACCUGCACCACAGAGGAUCAAGCAGCACAGGUGAGAGCUGUUAGCUGAAUGAUCCUCAUGUCUAAAAGGCAGCAUCGGAGCUGCCUCAGAGGAAAGGACUCAGAACACUCGGACAGAAUCUCAGCAACACUGUGAAACAUGGCAGAGACACUGAGCUGUUCAAGUUUAACUUUUUAAUUUAUGUUUGGAUUUAAUAAAAGAUGCUAAAAUUGAA
Molecule: messenger RNA, 4731 nt
Organism: Pleuronectes platessa (European plaice)
Lineage: Eukaryota; Metazoa; Chordata; Actinopteri; Pleuronectiformes; Pleuronectidae
Product: NACHT, LRR and PYD domains-containing protein 12
Exons: 9
Coding region: 84-2927 (947 amino acids)
Molecular function (GO): protein binding
Source: RefSeq, a predicted model, not a curated record